This is a messenger RNA of Aspergillus tubingensis, 1539 nucleotides long. Its product is annotated as UPF0183 domain protein. The record is from RefSeq and is a predicted model, not a curated record. Gene Ontology annotation, biological process: Golgi to plasma membrane protein transport. The transcript is spliced from 2 exons. Lineage: Eukaryota; Fungi; Ascomycota; Eurotiomycetes; Eurotiales; Aspergillaceae. Gene Ontology annotation, cellular component: trans-Golgi network. Bases 1 to 1539 code for a protein of 512 amino acids.
AUGACUUCCUCCAGACCUUCACCGCAGGCUCAGAUUUACCCUGGGAAAGGGUUGGGAUUCAUAACUCUCGGAGCCUCCCUUCACAAUGUCCUAAGCCGCGUCAAGGCCCAUCCCCAGAUAUACCCCGCUAUUGAUAUUGCGUACUCCUCUGCAGAGCCCUUGAACAAGCCAGUAACCUUGCAACUUCCAUCGAGUGGUCUUCGUCUACGCUUUGAUGGACCCGACCAGCGACUUCGCUUGAUCGAGGUGCUGGACUUCUCCAAGAUUGCACUUGUUUAUAAGAACCAAGAAGUACUGAAAGGUGUGAAGCCGGGGGAACAGUCCGUGACACAGCAAGGCCCCAACUUUCGCCAUGUCUACAACCGUCUCUUUGGGCCAUCUUAUCCGGGAGAGUAUAUACCUCCAGAUAGCCCUCAGUCACCAUACGGCACCUAUGUGCUAUCGUACCCUGGUGUUGCAUUCUCCUUCCCUUUGCAGAAUUCGGCAUGGUCCGAUCAGUGUGACUUUGUAGCAUUGCUUUCCUCCUCAGCAGCAUUGCCAGCAACGUCUAUGGCCAUAUUCCAGGGCUCAUCUUGGCCCGAAUCUCGAAACAAGCUAUUCACACAGCAACCGCAAUUUCCGCGCUCGCCGGCAUUGGCAAGUAAAAGCCGAGAGUCUGUUCCGGAUGAGAUCGAGGAGUUUCUCAUACUUGGUGCCGGCAAGAUCGAAGUGGUGCGAAGAUCGAGCCCACCUGCACUUAUCUCGCUGUCAGAAACCACUCCUCAAGACCUAGUCGCCGAGUUCGGGCCACCCGAUGCCAUCUACCGUAAACAUGAUCGGAGAAUAGCUAUUCAUCGAGCCGCCGGCCGUAGCGGUGGCGAGGAUGCUCUUCACAUGGGCUCUUCUCCAGGCAGAGGAAUAGAUGUUACUGACAUCGAUCAAUCUUCAAACAACAGUGUGUCUGACGAUUCAGACGACGAACUCUUCCAACCAAACGCAUCGGAUCCUUCGUCACUACCGUCAGAAUGCUUUUUCAACUACUUCCACCAUGGCUUUGAUGCGUUCAUCUCCUAUCCCACCACGCCCGGCCCAGCCUUCCCAGAAUCUGACCAGAGAGACCCCACUCCACCCCCACCCCAUUCGCAGUUAGUGGUGACCAAGAUCAUCCUACAUGGAAAUGUGCCGGGUUCAUAUCCUUUCAAUCGUCAUCGCCGCAGCCGGUGGAGGAUCAUUUUCAGUUCGCCUGAUGAUUUUGUUACUUCCGAGACUCGUUACGAAGAGGUGUCAGAGCGUCUCAGGUCAACCUGGAGGGGAUCUUAUGCGAGCCCUGCGGAGGAGCGGGCUUUACAGCGGCCCAUGGUUUUGAACCGAGGGUGGGGCGACAGCCCAGAGAGCAGCGUCGAAUUUCUCGGUGGAUGGGAAGAGAGCACAGGCAAAGGGCAGAGGGCGGGCCACGACGCGCAUGACGGCGGACUAGGCAAUACGGAGCUCUUCGGAUUCCCUGGUCUGUUGUUCGAGGUGAUGAAGAAUGGCGCAGUAAGCUGCUUGACUAUCUAUUAA